Molecule: messenger RNA, 2022 nt
Organism: Abrus precatorius (Indian licorice)
Lineage: Eukaryota; Viridiplantae; Streptophyta; Magnoliopsida; Fabales; Fabaceae
Product: Werner Syndrome-like exonuclease
Exons: 1
Coding region: 691-1344 (217 amino acids)
Biological process (GO): nucleobase-containing compound metabolic process
Cellular component (GO): nucleus; cytoplasm
Molecular function (GO): nucleic acid binding; 3'-5' exonuclease activity
Source: RefSeq, a predicted model, not a curated record
GAGCCCUGGUUUUCAUACCGGUGACUUAGCAAAGUUGUUAAGAAAUUGAAACUUCCCCUUAAUUUGUGUAAAUAAUUUACACUUUCUUAACCAAUUAUCUUUAAUCAAUAUAAAAAAAUUAUUUUUUAACCUAAGUUAUAUAAUUAAUUUAAAAUAUUCACUUAUUAUAUAAGCUAUAUCUAUAUCGGUUUAUCGAUUAAAAUAUUUAUAAUAUUUAGUAAGUGAUUUGCAUGCUAGGCAAUUAUUUGUGUGUUGGGGGGAUGGGAGAGGAAGAGAGAAAUAUUUUAGUAAUUGCAUUAAAUUAUCAGCCGCAGGGAAUGUUAUUGCGCAAAGCUGAUUUCCUUUUUCCUCCUAAUUUGGCUAAUAAAUGGUAAAAUCAAUUUAUAAUGGACACUUAAACCCCCAAAGAAAUUUUUAUAAUGGACUUAAUGACGAUAUUCUUAAAUCUUAUUUUAUGAUGUAGCUCUUUAAAAACAGAAUCAAGAUCAAAUACAUCAGUAUUUUACAUAUAAAGGGACCCGAGCAAGAAAAAGAUGAACAUGAUCACUACACAAGAAAAUUCUAGUCUCUAUAAUCAGAAUAUCAUAUCAAGAUUAUUCUUGUGGGUAGUCAAAUACCAUCGAUCGAUCACUCUAUUUUACUCUUCAAACCUAACUUGUGUGUUAUAUUGACAAAGGUUUCAAUUGGAAGAUGUCGAUGGAUGCAAGUGAUUCCAACGCCACUGUGAUCUUCGACACAUCAAAUUCCAAGUAUUUGGUGCUCUUUGAUAGACUAGCCAUUGAAACAACUGUUACUGACAAAGCCAGCAUAGCAGAGGAAUGGGUUCAGCAAGUUCUGUCAACAUAUGUGGGAAAGCAAAUGGUAAUUGGGUUGGACACUGAAUGGAUGCGUGACCAAAACAAGAAGAUGAAAGUUGCAAUUUUGCAACUAUGUGUUGAGGACAAAUGUCUAAUAUUUCAAAUGUUUCGGAUGGAUUAUAUUCCCCAGUCCCUAAGGAGUUUUAUGGUGCACUCUGACUUCAAAUUUGUUGGGGUUGGGAUUUUGCAAGAUAUUAAAAGGCUUAACAAUGAGUAUGGCUUGGAAUGCAAUGAGGGCAUAGACGUGUCCAAAUUGGCAAAAACACAAUGGCCUAAUAGAUUUUCUUCUCUGGGACUGAAAAAUUUGGCAAAGGAGUUGGUGGGUCUUAAUAUGAAGAAGUCAAAGGAAGUGUGCACAAGUGAAUGGCAAUUAAGGGAGUUAACACUAGAUCAAGUUGAAUAUGCCUGCAUUGAUGCCUAUGCUUCUUACAAGAUUGGUAAGAAGCUCCUCAUUGAAAAUGGAGUUUCCCCUACCCUUUUCAAUUGAAUUUUUUUCUCUGUUUGAUCCAUCUACCUGUUCAUCUGUAUGUUAUAUAUUGCUUUGUGCUUUUUGCAUUUUAAUAAGCUAAAUAACCAAACUGAUGCUGCUUUGUGCUUUGUGUUUAAUCAUUCUGUAUAUGGACAAAUGUUGAUGCAUCAUUUAUGUAUUAUUUUUCUGUUAUCUUCUUCUGUGCUAUUUGGCACACGGAUUUGCGGUUUUAGCUUAAUUGUUGGCUCUUCGUUAAUUGAUGAGUUAGUUUGUUAUAUUUUUGUUUAUGACUUAGUCACAAAUCAAAUCCUGUUAGCUUUUUUUUUUUUUUUUUAACAAGUUGUUGUAUUGACAAAAUACUAAAACUAGUUUUUUUUUCAUUAAUCCCAUGAAGGAAUGUAAGUGGGUAAGUUUUGUUUCUUAAUUUGUCUAACCUAAAACUAAGGUUAAAACUGUUUAUUUAUUUAUAAAGACUUUCUUAAAGUUUAACUUAUUUUUUAAAGUGUGAUUAGUCUUAAAAAAUUAUUUAAAACUCCGACUUUAUAUUUUUUUUAAAUGUUUAACUUAAAAGUCUAUUUGAAAAACUUUACAAUAUACUAGCAUGUUGUGCCUAAACUGCAUGUGCAUUAUAUAGCUAUUUUAAAUUUAAAUAAAAUUAUAAAUAAAAAAGGUUAAACAAAAUAAUAUAGUUUUUAU